AAUCUGAAGAAUGUCUGCCCGAAGGGCUACCAGCGAUUUUGAAAUUUUGCGAGCCCUGCUGUUACAACAGCUAAUUAAUGGCCAAAUACAGAGAAUUCUAUGGUUUGACAUUUUAGGUGAUUCAAUUACGUUUGCUCACUUUUAUGUCUUGUAGUUUUACUGGUUGUUUUUAAUUAUUUGUUUACUACAGGUUUUAAGGAAGCAAAUUUUAUAUUAAGGCUAUAUGUAAAUGAGUAAUCAUGGUGUGUGUAUAUAUAUAGUCUAUUACACGGGAUGUGUGUAUGCCAUAGUUAGUUACUUCUGAGAAAGUGGGAGGAGAACAUGAUAAUUGAUCUUAACUGUCACUGUGGUGCUUGUAAAUCUUUAUCAUGUUUGUGCUGACAAAUUGGGCUAGUAGUUGUUUUGUGUAGCAUUUAUCAUUUAGCUUGAUUGUGAUGAGUUAAAUAUGGUAGUUAUGAAUGAUUAGUGGAUUAUUCAGCUCCCCUUGGCACCUAUUAUUUAUGUAUUCGCGUGAAUGUGCAGUUUUUGUGUGUGUUCUGAGUCAUGCAGGCGUAACAGGUGAGUAAGGGAGAGGAAAUAGGAUGUUUGUCUGCGUUUGACCUGUGGACACAAUUAGCCGCCUUUAGACCGGGAGAGGCUCACGUGAGUUCAGCUAUAACAAUAUAUCAAAGCAAACAGGUUCACACGUGAGGCCUUCAAACUCAAUCACACAAUGUCAUUUUAUUUGCCCUUUGUUAUUUUCAAUUACCAAAAAUAGCUUUCUAAAAUUGUAAGCCUCAUAUUUCUGCUCCAAAAAUGGGCCCCAUUCACUUCCAUUGUAGGCGUCGCACAAUAAACUUGAUUUUUUUGUUUUUAAUCGAGGGAGGUAUCUAUAUUAAUAUUUGUGAUAAUCAGCAUUAUGGAACAACUGCUGCUGAUUGAGCUUAAUUUACUGAAACUGGAAUAUUCCUUUACCAUUUUUUAGAAUAAUAAUUUAUAGGUGCUGUAGGUUGACCUCCCUGAAAAUGUAUACAUUGAUAUUGACAUAAAUUUUUUUUUGAGCAUCCUGACCAGCUCAACCAAUGGCGUGAAUCUCUUUAACCGACCGAUUGCAAAUGGGAGGAGUGCUUGGGAAACCUGUUUUUGAUUCCGUUUUGGAGGCAUUAGGUUUCUACUGUAUGUCGGUCCAUAUGCUUAUAGAAGUGAAUCAGUGUAUCACCUACAUAAACAGACCCAGAUCUUCUCUGUAAGUUUGAGCAAAUCUGUUUUAAUGAGCGGUUUUGACAUCUUUAUAAGUCACCUUAUUUUGCCUCUAAUCCUCGUUCCAUUCUCCCGUGCUCUCUGCCUCCCUCUGGCUGGGAUCACGGCUGACCCACUUGGCGUCAGUGCCAGCGGUUGGCUCUUCGCCAUUUCUCUGAAAGACCAGACCAACAGCCGCAGCAACUCCACCAGGAGGCCCCCUGCCAGCUGCGUCGUGAGGCCCUGCCAGUGGAAAGCAGUAUUGCUCAGACAUUUUCCUGUCUGCAGACUGCUGGACGUUCACGCUAACAAAGGGCGCUUUUGUGAGAUCCAGGCACAGGGGCUUGAGGUUGACUGCUGGCCCACAGAAGGGACUCUAACCCUGGGAAAUCAAGAUUUAAGCGCUGAUUUACAGUGGUUAAGGAGCAUUGCUGCUAUUACAGAAAUAAUGACAUGAGAGGUGGCUAGUGCUAACAUGUGGUGCCUCCAGUCUCACACACGAUUGAAAGCACAUACACCCCACAGAGACCCACAGCAGGCUUUUCUACCUUGACCUCAAGAGUCCUCUGAUUGACCCUGCACACAAAAACAUUCAUGUUCACACGCACCUUCUGUCUUGCCCACCAAUUGUCCUCAUCCUACAUCCUGUGGCAAGCUUCUCUCUUCCUUCCUUAGAGCAAGCAGGCCUGGAGGUUACAAAUGUCUACCUCACGCUUAAAGAUCCUCUCUCUACAACUGCGACCCUGAACACACUACAAAAAUGACCUCUAGCAUAGACCGGGAUGACAGCAGCAUCUUUGAUGGGUUGAUGGAAGAAGAUGAGAAGGACAAAGCAAAACGAGUUUCUAGGAACAAGUCGGAGAAGAAGAGGCGAGACCAGUUCAAUGUGCUCAUCAAGGAACUGGGCACCAUGCUGCCGGGCAACACCCGCAAGAUGGACAAGUCUACCAUCCUACAGAAGAGCAUCGACUUCCUGCGCAAGCACAAAGAAAUUGCCGCACAGUCCGAGUCGAGUGAAAUCCGUCAGGACUGGAAGCCGCCUUUCCUUAGCAAUGAGGAGUUCACACAGUUGAUGCUGGAGGCUCUAGAUGGCUUCUUUUUGGCCAUCAUGACAGACGGAAACAUAAUCUACGUCUCAGAAAGUGUCACGUCUUUAUUAGAACAUCUACCUUCUGAUCUUGUGGAUCAGAAUCUGUUGAAUUUCCUUCCACUGGGUGAGCACUCAGAGGUGUAUAAAGCUCUAUCCACACACAUGCUGGAGGGAGAGACCCUCACCCCAGACUACCUAAAAACAAAGAACCAGUUAGAGUUCUGUUGCCACAUGCUCCGGGGCACGAUCGACCCGAAAGAGCCGCCCGUUUAUGAGUAUGUCAAGUUCAUCGGAAACUUUAAGUCCCUCAACACUGUGCCUAACUCAACACGUAACUGCUUUGAGGGAGUGAUCCAGCGAUCGCUGAGGCCAAUGUUCGAAGACCGAGUGUGUUUCAUAGCAACUGUGAGGUUAGCCAAGCCUCAGUUUAUCAAGGAAAUGUGUACUGUGGAGGAGCCCAAUGAGGAAUUCACCUCCAGACACAGUUUAGAAUGGAAAUUCCUCUUCUUGGACCACAGGGCACCCCCCAUCAUUGGCUACCUACCCUUCGAGGUUCUGGGUACUUCAGGGUACGACUACUAUCAUGUGGAUGACCUGGAGACUCUGGCCAAGUGCCAUGAACACUUGAUGCAGUAUGGUAAGGGGAAGUCGUGCUAUUACCGUUUCCUGACUAAAGGUCAGCAGUGGAUCUGGCUUCAGACUCACUACUAUAUCACCUACCACCAGUGGAACUCACGGCCGGAGUUCAUCGUCUGCACACACACUGUGGUCAGCUAUGCUGAAGUGAGGGCUGAACAGCGCAGGGAACUGGGCAUUGAGGAAUCACCUCCUGAGAUCUCAGCAGACAAGUCUCAGGACUCCGGCUCUGAGUCCCAGUUGAACACCUCCAGCCUGAAGGAGGCGCUAGAGCGAUUCGAUCACAGCCGCACACCCUCCGCUUCAUCACGGAGCUCCCGAAAGUCCUCCUCACACACCGCCGUCUCGGACCCUACGUGUACAAUCAUUUUACAUCUGAAGACCUGUAUUGUUCUGCCGGUGCUGCAGUUUUCCACGCAGAUGGAUGCGAUGCAACAUCUUAAGGAGCAACUAGAACAGCGCACACGCAUGAUUGAGGCCAACAUCCAGAGACAACAAGACGAACUGCGGCAAAUCCAGGAUGAGCUGCAGAGGGUGCAAGGCCAGGGCUUACAGAUGUUCUUGCAGCCUGGAGGUGGUGGUCUCAACCUCGGCUCAGUGCAGCUGACGCAGGGAUCAUCCGUGCAGCCAGGGGGCGCUCUGUCCAUGCAGGGGGCGGUGGUGCCGGCAGGGAGCCUGCAAAGCGGCCUGCAAUCCACACCCACAGCGACACAACACACUGUCACUCAGCAGGCACCGCCACAACAACAGAACCUUCUCAGAGAUCAGAGCUCCACUCUAACUCAGCAGUCUCAGAGGUCGUCUCACACAUUGCAGUCUCCUCAGGGAGCACUGCCUGCAUCUUUGUAUAAUACCAUGAUGAUCUCUCAGCCGGCGCAGGCUAACGUUGUCCAGAUCUCCACAAGCUUGGCCCAGAACAGCAGCCCCAGCGGAGCUGCGGUCGCCACCUUCGCACAAGACCGGCAGAUACGGUUCCCUGCUGCCCCACAGCUCCUCACUAAGCUAGUAACCGGCCCAAUGGCGUGUGGUGCAGUUAUGGUGCCUACCACCAUGUUCAUGGGGCAGGUGGUGACUGCGUUUGCCCCGCAGCAGGGCCAGGCUCAAACAAUCAGCAUCACCCCGUCUGCGCAGACGCCGGAGCAGCAGGCGCAAACGCAGUCACAGACAGCUACAGGAACAGCCCAACAGCAAGGACAGGCCCAGGCUCAGCUUGCCCAGCAGCAAACGCAAUUCCUACAGGCCCCUCGGCUUUUACAUGGCAACCAAUCUGCCCAGCUGAUCCUUCAAGCAGCGUUUCCCCUGCAGCAGCAAGGCACCUUUGCAGCCGCAACACAACAGCAACAGCAGCAACUGCAGCAGCAGCAGCAACAGCAGCAACAACAGCUGCAGCAGCAGCAUCAACAACAACAACAACAGCUGCAACAUCAACAUCAACAACAGCAGCAGCAGCUGCAGCAGCAACUGCAGCAGCAACUGGCAGCUCAUCGCUCAGACAGCAUGACGGACCGGUCCAAAGCACCACCUCAGUAGCUGACCGCACGUCAGGGACACAACCCAAUCUCCACUGAGCAGUGCUGCAGGCUGAGGGGCUUCUGAGGGGGAUGUUUGGAGCUAAAAAAUAGCAGUAUUUUGUACUGUACCCUCUCAGAUACCCUUCCACUGCUUAUAGGUGAAGGGCCAGACCUAAACGGGUGUUGUUUUUUCACCCCGUGCCCUCUCCGACCUAUAGGUAGUUGAUCAACGGCUGCUUGCACUGAAUUCUGGGAGAGGUCCGACCACGAAAGCCCAACUUUCUGCUGGCUAGCGAGGAAACAGCGGCGUCUGGUUUUCCGCAAACGGUCUCCACCACAAUAACCGCAUCCCCUUUGUCUCGUAUGCCCAGUGUGUGCCGUCAUCCCUCUUUCACAGGUUUAAUUUAUGCAGAACGAGCUGCAGCGAAGGCUUCAAUACUUAAAGAAGUCCCGCAGGACAAACGGCGUCUUUCUCUUGGCCUCUCUUUCUCUUCCUCUUUCCUCCUCAUUUUACUUUUCGUAAGUAAUUAUGGGUCAGAAAAUAUUUUUAAGAUUAUCACGUGGAUUCAACUUUUAUUGUACAGUUCACCUGUAAAAUAAUGUGUA
Molecule: messenger RNA, 5061 nt
Organism: Sinocyclocheilus rhinocerous
Lineage: Eukaryota; Metazoa; Chordata; Actinopteri; Cypriniformes; Cyprinidae
Product: circadian locomoter output cycles protein kaput-like
Exons: 22
Coding region: 1979-4474 (831 amino acids)
Biological process (GO): circadian regulation of gene expression; regulation of transcription by RNA polymerase II
Cellular component (GO): cytoplasm; CLOCK-BMAL transcription complex; nucleus
Molecular function (GO): protein dimerization activity; DNA-binding transcription factor activity, RNA polymerase II-specific; E-box binding
Source: RefSeq, a predicted model, not a curated record